Phaeoacremonium minimum UCRPA7 is the source of this 1062-nucleotide messenger RNA. Its product is annotated as putative methionine permease protein. Gene Ontology annotation, biological process: amino acid transmembrane transport. Gene Ontology annotation, cellular component: membrane. Gene Ontology annotation, molecular function: L-amino acid transmembrane transporter activity. The transcript is spliced from 2 exons. Lineage: Eukaryota; Fungi; Ascomycota; Sordariomycetes; Togniniales; Togniniaceae. Bases 1 to 1062 code for a protein of 353 amino acids. The record is from RefSeq and is a predicted model, not a curated record.
AUGGUAGCAGUCCAGGCAGUCAUCCUAGGGUUCACAGCCAGCAACUGCAUAGUCUUCAGCCAAUAUGUCCUGUUCGCCUUAGACAUCGAUGCAACAGACUUUGUUAGGAAAGCACUUGCCGUCGGGCUCCUGACUGCCAUCACGAUCGUCCAUGCAUGUCUACCCAAGACCGGCGUUGUUAUUCAAAAUGUAUUAGGAUGGAUUAAAGUUGGGUUGAUAAUUUUCAUGAUCUUUGCCGGGCUCUUCGUGGUCAUCUUCCAGCCUGGUCGUACAGCAGCCGAUCCACGACAGUCGUUAACCUGGGAUGGAUUGUGGAAAGACUCCGACUGGAGCUGGGGAGUUGUCGCAACAUCUCUUUUCAAGGUGUUUUACUCAUACGCAGGUUUGAAUAACGCGAACAACGUCCUCAACGACGUCAAAGAUCCCGUCCGAACCUUAAAGUCUGUGUCUAUUUCCGCUCUGGUUACCGCUCUUAUUCUGUACACACUCGUUAAUAUUGCAUACUUCAUUGUUGUACCCUUGGACGAGAUCAAGGAAAGCGGCGAGCUCAUUGCAGCUCUUUUCUUUGAGCGCAGCUUUGGGCCGAACGUCGGCAAGAGGAUCUUACCCUUAGCGGUCGCCCUCUCUGCGGGUGGCAAUGUCAUGGUCGUGACGUAUGCAUUGGCUCGAUUAAACCAGGAGAUUGCCCGACAAGGCUUCCUCCCCUGGGCUGAGCUUUUAGCUUCCUCCAAGCCAUUCAACGCUCCGAUGGGAGGCUUGAUUGUACAUUACAUUCCUUCGUUUCUUGUCAUUGCGCUUCCCCCGUCAGGAGAUGUCUACUCUUUCAUCCUCGACGUCGAAGGAUAUCCGGGCCAGUUCUUUGCUCUCGCCACAUCGCUCGGUCUUAUAUGGCUGAGGUUUAGGAGGCCUGAUCUGAACCGUCCUUUCAAGGCUUGGCUUGGUGCUGUUCUUCUCAGAGUAGCGUUGAGCCUCGCUCUAAUAGCUGCGCCUUUCUUCCCGCCAAAAGAAAAGACGGGUGGUAUCUUCUAUGCUACUUACGCCAUUGUCGGCAUUGCUAUGUAA